Messenger RNA from Cinara cedri, 2973 nucleotides. The record is from the annotation of a GenBank genome assembly. Lineage: Eukaryota; Metazoa; Arthropoda; Insecta; Hemiptera; Aphididae.
AUGUCGUCCUCGUCCAGAUACCGAGAUUCUGGCAAUCCUGAUUGCAAAAUAUAUGUUGGCGAUUUAGGAUCAACUGCAUCUAAACAAGAUCUGGAAGACGCAUUUUCCUAUUAUGGGUCCAUUCGUAAUGUUUGGGUUGCACGUAAUCCUCCUGGUUUCGCUUUUGUCGAAUUUGAAGAUCCUAGAGAUGCUGAAGACGCAGUUAGAGGCUUGGAUGGCAGGUAACAAGGAUAUUCAACAUAGCUAUACAAUUAUUAUGUUUUGCAUAUUAAAAUGCAAUAUUAUAUUAGCUCAUGAUACUCAAAUGAUGUUUAUAUUGUAUUUUAGGAGUAUUUGUGGAAGAAGAGUCAGAGUUGAACUGUCAAAUGCUGGAUCGCGCAAAGGUACUUAUCGUGGAGGCCCUCCUCGCCGUGGUCGUCCAUUCCACCCAGAAGAUAAAUGUUAUGAAUGUGGUGAUCGAGGACAUUAUGCCCGUGAUUGUCGACGUUUUAAAGGAGGACGGCGCAGGUAAAUAAAUUAUUAAUUUGACUUUAUUUCUUCUUUGGCUUCACUUAUUUAAAUAAUAUGUUUUAUUUCUGAGGUGAAGUCUUAUUUAUUUAUUUUUUUUUUAAAUUACGACUGUAAUUUUAUUAUAUAAUGUAGAUCAUUGACACAACCAUUGAAUAAUGGAAAUGUAAAAAAUGACUAUAAUUGGCCAUUUUUGUAGGAUGUUCGGCUGAGAGCGUCUCGUCUCGUAGUGUCGAUCGUCGUAGAGCUCUCAACCAAAAUAAAAUAUAUUGAUCUUCUACUACGAGCAAUGUGUGUUAGUCGUCGGACUAUGGCGCAACUAUCUGUCUGUCUGCGUUUAUCGAUGUACUCAGCUACACUAGAACCCCAUCGAACCCAACCACCAACCUAAUGAUUUUUAUUCUGAUUAGCUCUAAUUAGCUAUCGGUGAACGUACACAGAAAGAGUUAUAGAUAAUAUCUACAUAACGCCAUUGACUGUCUACGUAGCAUUACAUCAGUGUCAUUUUAUGAGACUGUUGAACUUCAUUUUUAUGUGAGUCUUUAAAAUCACAAGAGCAGGUUGGAUUAUAUUGAUUGGUUGGGGUAAACGUUGUAUUUAUUUUAUUUUACUAAAUACUGCCUUCUUUAAAUUUCUCAAAUAAAUAUUAAUGCCUACUUUAUUUUAAUAAUUUCUUCUUUAAUAAUCAACGCUUUUCUACUUUUCAUAUGUUCUAAGAACACAUGAUAUUAUUUUUAAUAUUAUUUGUUAUGUUAUUAAAUGUUAAUAAUAAAAAUAAUACUAUGAUUGAAAUUAAAAAUUUAUUAAAGUAAAAAAUAUUUUUUCAUAAGUUCAAAUUUUAUAAAAUUAAUUAGUAAUUAUUAAAACAAAAGUAAUUUUGUAGUUGUCGUUACACAUGUAAUGAUACUUUUUCUAAAUUAAUACUCACACAAAUAUUCGUUUUUGUUUUUCAGCUAUCUAUAUUAAAUCUGGUAUGAUAUUUUAAAAAAAUGUAUUUUAAUAUGAUGAGGUGAAUACAUCUUUAAUUAUUCAAUCAUAUGAAAAAUUAUUAUUUAUGUCAUAUUUUAUAGUUCUCGGAAACAUUCGAAAUAAAUAAAUAAUUUAAUUUUAAUUUGCAGAUCAUUUUAAAGAAAUUGGGGACAAAGGGACUAUUUUAUUUAUUCUUUGAAAUUAAUUUGUUAAUCAUUUAACUAUGGUUAACAAAGAAAGUAGGUUUAUUUUGUUAAAGUUUUACUUGUAAAAAAAAAAAAAAAAAAACUAAUCAACAAUAUAAUAUUCAUUCAGUUCAAAUAAGUACUUAAAAUAUUUGAAAACAAUAUAAAAUAUUAAAUUAAAAUGUUAAUAGUUAUUGUUCUAUGCCAAUAGUCAUUUGACAUUUAAAAUUGAAUACAAACAUGCAAAAUUAUAAAUUAACACAUUAACACAGUUUAAUAUUUUAAAUUGUUUUGCAAUUCAAAUUUGUGUUACUAAUCUCGUUAAUUUUUAGACUGUUCCAUAGACACAAAUAAUGCACAAACCUAAAGGGUCUCUAGUUGUGUGCAUUAAUUAUAGGAUUAUAGGAGUUAUGAUAACAUUGAUUUAUGCUUUAGGUUUUGUGAUACUACACAAUGUUGUAAUUUUAUCGAUCUUAUAUUUCUUAUAUAUUUGUUUUUAUAUUUUAUAUCUAAUCACAAUUGAUUUAUUAAUACUAUGCAAUCACAUUGUAGACAAAAAAAAAAAGAAGCAUUUUUGUUAAUUUUGAUAUUUUAUUAUUGUAUACACUAUUGUAACCAGAUGGUGUAAAUUACUAAUUUUUGAUUAUAAUUUGAACACAAUAAAUAAGACUCGCUACUUUUUUAAUUAAAGUUAAGUAUACUAGUAUAUAUUUUCGCUUUCAACUAAAAAUGAUUCAUUUUCUUAAUACUUUUUAUUUUUAUAUCAAAUACACUCAGUGUUUACACUUUUAACCACACGUUUCAAAACAUUUUAUUAACAUUUAAUUUUCAUACCAAAUAUAAUUAUUAAUUUUAAUACUAAAUCUUAAUCUAAUUAAAAUAGCUGUGAACAAUUGUUAGUAGAAAGUCAAAAUAAUUAUUAAAAAGAAAAAUCUUAAGAAUGAAAGUAUUCUAAAUUUUUUAUAGGAUAUUAAAAUUCAGUUUUAAUUAUUUCAUUUUUUCUUUUCUAAAAAUAUUUUCUUUUUAAUAAAUAAUUUUUAGGAAAUAUGUUACUAAAAACUUGGGGUUUCAUCUAUAUUUACACACAACUAAAUAUAAUACAUUAUGUAAUGGUUGGUUGUUGCUAAUAAUAUUAUUUGUAUUGUAUAAAAGGUCGUACACUCCUUCUCGGUCUCGUUCUCGUUCUCGUUCAUACAGCCGCAGCCGUCGUUCUCGUUCUGGUUCAAGAUCAGUGUCACGCUCUCGUUCAAGAUCCGCGGUCCGUUCAAGAUCUGGUCGUUCGAUUUCUAAGUCAAGAUCUCGUAGUAGAUAA